AUGAAGCUCAGCCAGAUGUUUUAUUGCAGAUUAUGUCAGAAUAGGAGAACACUGGCUGUAUCAGCAGAAAGAAUAAAGCUGGUUAUCAUAGCCCACAAUGGCUUAAAGUUCUGGAGCACAGGGGAGCAUUGCAUCCAGAAUUAUGGAAAACUCUGGGUAGCUGCCGAUGCUAUUUCUGUGGAAACUACGCAGGAAGUCCUUCGGGCUGCUAGAGGCAAGAGUGUCACCCUCCCAUGUACCUAUAUCACCUCUGCUCCAGACCGAGACGGACUUAUUCAGUGGGAUAAGCUGCUCAGGAGUGAAACGGAAAGAGUGGUCACAUGGACUUUUGAGAAGCAAAACUAUGUUUAUGGGCCCCGUUAUGAUAACCGGGUGAAGAUAUCUAAUGAUGUCCAGCUGUCAGAUGCCUCCAUCACCAUUGACCAGCUAACCAUGGACGACAACGGCACCUACGAGUGCUCCGUCUCACUCUUGUCAGACUUGGAAGGUACCUCCAAGGCUCGGGUCCGCCUCUUGGUCCUUGUGCCACCCUCCACGCCGGCCUGCGGCAUCGAAGGGGAGACAGUGAUUGGGAAUGACAUCAAGCUGACAUGCCUGUCUGCAGAGGGCUCUCCGAGCCCACAGUACAGCUGGAAGAGCUACAAUGCCCAGAACCAGCCGCGGCCGCUCACCCAGCCAGCCUCAGGCCAGCCCUUGAUUCUGAAGAACAUCACAACGGAUAUGGCCGGGUACUACGUCUGCACCUCCAGCAACGACGUCGGGGUAGAGUCCUGCAACAUCACCGUGGCUCCCAGACCUCCUUCCAUGAACAUUGCGCUGUAUGCUGGCAUUGCGGGGGGCGCAUUUGGGGCCCUCAUCAUCAUUGGUAUCAUCGUCUACUGCUGCUGCUGUCGGGAAAAGGAUGAGAAAGCUGAGGACGCAGAGGACACAAGGCCGAACCGAGCUGCUUACCAAGAGCCUCGAGAGCAGCGGACAGAAGUUUCCAGAGGGAGGGAAGAUGAACAGGACUACAGGCAUGGGGACCAGAGGAGCUCAGGGCGUAGCUCUCCAGAGCAACCCUUCCAGUAA
This is a messenger RNA of Cricetulus griseus (Chinese hamster), 1068 nucleotides long. NCBI's taxonomy places the organism in Eukaryota, Metazoa, Chordata, Mammalia, Rodentia, Cricetidae. The record is from RefSeq and is a predicted model, not a curated record.